Molecule: messenger RNA, 1395 nt
Organism: Colletotrichum costaricense
Lineage: Eukaryota; Fungi; Ascomycota; Sordariomycetes; Glomerellales; Glomerellaceae
Exons: 4
Coding region: 1-1395 (464 amino acids)
Cellular component (GO): fungal-type cell wall
Source: RefSeq, a predicted model, not a curated record
AUGAAGUCUUACACGGUUCUCAUGCUGGCUUCGGCCGCUGUUACCCAGGCCAUUCAACAGUGCUCCGGCACGGCCAAGGAAGAGGGUGGUAACUGGUUUUGCGGUGCUGUUGAUCAGAUCUUGUAUUCCAAUGUCGGUCACCCUGGCACUUACAAGGCUGUCAACCACAUGGGUGACGAUGGUUCUUGCACCUUUGAGGACGUUGCUUUCUCAGGCCCCCUGGCCCCUUUCAACGAGGAGCUUAUGCCCGCCUUCCGUGGUCCCAUGCAGCUGAAGCAGGUUGCUAUCUACAGCCUGUCUUCCAAGGCCAAGCGCUCCCCUGCCGCUUCUCACGUCCACGCCCGCCGCCAUGGCCAUCACGGUCACCAGCACCUCCACAAGAAGUCGGUCGAGUCUCCUAAAGAGGAGCCCAAGGAGGAGAAGCGUGGCGAAGACUGGGUCGUUGCGGAAAUCGACGGCAAGGUCGUAUCCUGGAUCAACAACUACUUUGGCCCUACCCCCGCGGCACCUCCUGCUGCUGCUGCGACCCCUGCUGUCGCUCCUGUUGUUGCGCCCAGCCCUACUCCCACUCCUUCUCAGCCCCCCGUCGCUGCUGCUGUUCCUCAGCCUGCUAGCUCCAAGGCUGCUUCAAGCUCUGGCUCUGGCUCUGUUAGUGGUGACUACGAGCGUGUCGGCUACUACAACGCUGAUCAGGGUGUUGCUGAUGGCAUCGUGUUCCUUGGCAACUACGGUGGCCAGCUCUCUGGCAAGUUCGACAACGUCUUUGGCAACUCUUUGUCCUACCUGAAUGCCGCGGGUACUGGCGGUGCCGCUUCACCCGAGGUCUUGAAGCCGAUCACCCUCAAGUCCAACCAGGAGUUCCUGAUCGCCAGCGACAAGUCAUGCGACGAUGGUGGCUGUGGAUACUCUCGCCCUGGCUCCGUUGCAUACCACGGCUUCAAGGGUGAGGACUCAGUCUGGCUCUUUGAGCUGAGCAUGCCUCUCGACGGAACCACUGGUUUCAACGCCGACAUGUCCGCUCUUUGGUUCCUUAACGCUCGCAUCCCCCGCGUUGCUCAGUAUAGCUCUUGCUCCUGCUGGCCUGCUUGUGGUGAGCUCGACGUUCUCGAGGUCCUCGCCACUGGCGAUACCAAGUGCAAGUCAACCAUCCACUCCAACGUCCCCGGCGGCUCAUCCGACUACUUCGACCGACCUACUGGCGCCCCCGCCAAGGUCGCUGUUGUCCUAGAUGGUGACUCUGGCCAGGUCUCAGUCAAGAUGUUGGACUCUAGCGUCAACUUGAGCUCUGGCAUCACCCGCUCCCAGGUGGAGGGCUGGCUCUCUGCCGACUCCGUCUCGACCGCAAGCACCGGCGGCAAGAGCAACCGGGUCUCCUUGUUCGCUUUGUCGUCUUGA